Molecule: messenger RNA, 1614 nt
Organism: Hyaloscypha bicolor E
Lineage: Eukaryota; Fungi; Ascomycota; Leotiomycetes; Helotiales; Hyaloscyphaceae
Product: putative adenylate kinase 1
Exons: 4
Coding region: 324-1157 (277 amino acids)
Biological process (GO): ADP biosynthetic process
Cellular component (GO): cytoplasm; mitochondrion
Molecular function (GO): AMP kinase activity; ATP binding
Source: RefSeq, a predicted model, not a curated record
AGCACUUUUGAAUUGCUUCUUGUCUUGAGACUGCAGCCCGAAGUCGGAUCUGGUCAAUUUCAGUUCUGCUCUUGUCCCAGCCGGAAAUCUGUCACUCUCAUCUUCGGGUCACAGGAACGAAAGGCUCGGUUUCCGGGCCCCGGUCGCCGUGGACGAGCCGAGCUUAGGUUGAGCCAAGCUUCUUUAAAUCCGCAACAUAAUCCACAUUCUGAAGCUGUCGCAACACCCAACAACUCUUCCCCCCUACGCGAGUUGCUCUUGAAGGAGGCUACCAGCAUUCAUCUUCACCUUGGUCAGGUUUGCACGCUCUUCACCAUUUCACAAUGGCACCAAUUGGCGAUGAUACUGUUAAGGCGCUGCAAGACUUGGUCAAUAAGCUUGAGUCGCGAGUAAAGCAGCUCGAGGACAAGCUCACCCAUGCCCAAGGCGGUACGAAGCACACUGUAGAAGAGGGCGUUCGGAUGAUCUUGAUGGGUCCACCUGGGGCUGGCAAGGGCACUCAAGCUCCCAAGAUCAAGGAGAGAUUCAGUUGCUGUCACUUGGCAACCGGAGACAUGCUUCGAUCACAAGUUGCUAAGAAGACACCAUUGGGCAAGGAGGCCAAGAAGAUCAUGGACCAAGGUGGACUCGUCAGUGACGAGAUUGUCAUUGGUAUGAUCAAGGCGGAAUUAGAGACCAACCAGGAGUGUGCCGGAGGCUUUAUCCUUGAUGGUUUCCCACGAACAGUCGUACAAGCACAAAGAUUGGACCAAAUGCUGGCGGAACGCAACCAGAAGUUGCAACACGCUGUCGAGCUUCAAAUCGAUGAUGGCCUCCUCGUCUCGCGGAUAACAGGGCGUCUAAUUCACCCAGCCUCCGGCCGAUCAUACCAUAAGAUUUUCAACCCACCUAAGGAGAACAUGAAGGAUGAUGUUACGGGCGAGCCAUUGAUUCAAAGAUCGGACGACAACGCUGACGCCUUGAAGAAGCGACUGGUCACCUAUCAUCAACAAACUGCACCUGUGGUUGGAUAUUACCAAAAGACGGGUAUCUGGAAGGGUAUUGAUGCCAGCCAAGAACCGGGGCAAGUUUGGAAGAGCCUUCUCGGAGUUUUUGAGGCGGAAAAAAAACAGCAGGCCAAGAGCGGGAGUCUGCUCAGCAGGAUUACAGGGCACUGAAUCGAGCGAACUUUGUAAUUGGCGCGGCGGCCAAGAUUUGCAUAGAUUUCGAAAAGUUUACGGUUACUGCUUGGGGUGAGUGAGCAUCUUGUGUUCACAACACUCAGGGCGGGAGGGCAACUGCACGAAUUUGUACGACCACUUACCACGUGGGUUUGAUGCCCAUUUUUUAAGGGGCUGUAUGUACAUUAGUGUCUGGGAACAAUGGACCAGAAUGUUAAUGUGGCCCGCAUCAUCUCAUGCAAGAUCUCAGGUCCGGAUCCGUGGACUCAGGAUCAUUGUUCCUCUUCCCCAUCGCAUCAUUGAGACCGGGUGGCUACGAGUUCUGCAGAUCGGUCGACUUCCGUUCCAAUCGAUAGAACGCUUCCAUGCAGCGUGCCGCUGAAGAUGUUACACCACGCCUGAGUUUGGAUGCACACCACGAUCUCCAUUAACAUCAGGGCUGUGAGACCCCAAC